Molecule: messenger RNA, 953 nt
Organism: Nymphalis io (European peacock)
Lineage: Eukaryota; Metazoa; Arthropoda; Insecta; Lepidoptera; Nymphalidae
Exons: 3
Coding region: 1-711 (236 amino acids)
Source: RefSeq, a predicted model, not a curated record
AUGAAGUUACUCGUGCUGUUAGUCAGUGUGGUAGUGGUCGCUGCGAAGCCGACGGUAGAUGAAGAAGACGUAGGUUCUGUGCUCGGCGUUGUCAAAGGAUGCGCCGAACAGGACGUCGCCUUGUGCCUCAAGGAAAGAGCGCUUAAAUACGCCGAAAAUUUAGCAACAUCCCGAGAAAUCAAUAUCGCUGAUGGUAUCACACUGAUCGGCACUGGAUCUUCCCGUGGUGCCAGAUCCUACGAACCCUUGCCCGAAGAGCCGAGAGCCAGAGAAAACCAAGUGGAAUCCAGACUCGUCGAUGCAGCUGCGGAGUUCCUUGAAAACCAUGUAAUCCAACUGCGCGUGCCAAAAAGUACCGUCGAUGAUGUGAAGAGAUCGCUUGAAGAAGGUCGUGGCAAAAAGAAGAAGCUGAAGCAACUGCUGCCAAUCUUCGCUCUUCUCCAACUCAAGAUCCAGUCCAUGAUCCCUCUAUUCCUCGGUAUCAUCGCCUUUGCCGCUGUUAAGGGUCUUCUCCUCGCUAAAGCAGCUCUCCUUGCUUCCGCUCUACUCCUCCUUAAGAAACUCCUCUCAAAACAUGAUCAUCAUGAGAGCUACGAAGUGGUAGCUCACCCACACCAUGACGAACAUUACAGCCACGGUGGUGGUCACGGUGGUGGAUGGGGACGAUCCCAAGACGCCCAGAAUUUAGCGUACAGCGCUUACUCCACCUAAACCUAGGAUAGAUAAAUCUCAUACGAGUUAGUCUUACGCGGACCUCAAUUGUUGAAAAUUAAUUUAUUGUUAUUUAAUAAUUUAUUUUAAAUUAUUUAAACGUUUUUUUUAUUAUUAAAUAUCUUGCAAAUGCUUGGCUAUGGUCUAUGCGUCACCAGUAUUGUAUUCUUAUGUACCUGUUGUUUUAUAUUGUAUAGUACAAAGAUUAUGUUGAUAAGUGUUCAAUAGCUUUAAUUUACUUU